UUUUGUGCGUCGGGAAUAGUUUGGAUGCUACCGGCACCAAAAACAUUUUGAUUUGGAGGUUGCAACGAAUAGCGAAACCACAAAUUGGGCAGAGCGUGCUAAAAUUAAAAAGGAAUUGGGAAUCUAGUAAAUUCGACGAAAUGGAACAUUCGAGAAACCUUUCGGAUGGGACGGAAAACGACGCCGCCAUUUCGACAGAAAUCAAAGACAACGUAGAGAAAUGCGGCGAAGGAGAAGAGAGAAACAACGAGAGUGGGCAACAGAAUAGCGAGAGACGAGAGAAGAUGCAAAAUGAAGAUGGCGACGACCAGUACAACGACAAAGAAGAAGGAAAGGACAACGUAAAGAAAAGCUACGACGUAAUGGAAAAAAUCAACGUAAAGAAAAUCGACGACGUAAAGAAAAAUGAAAACGUAAGGAAGAUAUACAACGCGAAGCAAGAUGGAAAUGGAAACGACAACGUAAAGGGAAAUAAAAACGUAAUGCUAAACGACAAUAUAAAGCAAGAUGAUAACGUAAGGCCGAACAACAACGUAAGGGAAGCGGUCGGCAAAAACAAUGGAGAUUUUAACGAGCCAGGAAAUAUGAAAGAGCAAUGCGACUUAGAUGUUAUUCUACAACGCUUUGAAAUUUUUAAGAAAGAUGAAAAAAUACAUAAACUGGAGGAAGAACUGACUAGUAUUAAAAAUCAAAUAAGUUAUGCAGAGGGUGCUAGAAAUAAAAUAUCUCUGGAAAUGCUAAAAGAGCUGGUAUACGUUUUUGAAUGUGACAAUAAAUUCUUCAACUGGCGUACAAUGAUCAACAAUGUUCGGAAAACUUACAACGUAGAUGACGAUGUGAUGCGAGCAGUAAUUUUUAACAAAGUUAAAAGCAAAGCAUUGGAAUGGAUGACUGCAAAUCCUACACUAAUGGCAGAAACUGUAGAUUUUCUGCUAGAUGAAAUGGCUAAACAUUUUGAAAAGAAAGGGUCUAAACUUAUUAUCAACUUCAAUUAUGCACCUGGAAAUGAGGGAAACGCUUCGACGAAUAUUUCCAAGAAAUGGUAUCUCUGGGAAAUGAAAUUGACCUGGAUGAAGAUGAGCUGAUCGAGUACAUGAUAGCGGGAAUUCCGGAUGUAAAUCUUCGGAACAUUGCGAAACUACAAAAUUUCUCGACGAAGACCGAAAUGUUAGAAGCAUUCAUACAACGAAACGCACAGGAACGGAAGGGUACUGGAAAAACUCAAAGGCGAAAUGUUAAGUGUUACAACUGUAACAGUUUGGGGCACAUAUCAAGCGAAUGUCGAAAGCCGAAACGAGAGAUGGGUACUUGCUUCGCUUGUGGAAAACCUGGACAUCAAGCUAAGGAUUGUGAGCAGUAUAAGAAAAUAGUUGUACAAAAUGAAUAUAAACACUCUUAGAUUCAGGAAGCCCCAUAAGUUUGAUAAAACAAGCAUACGUUCCACCUCAAAUACAUUUAAGGAAAAUGAAUAACCGAAGAUUUUUGGAAGUGUAAAAUGUUUAAUUUCGUUUUCAAAUAAAGACGUAUUGUGCGAGUUAAUGGUGGUGGAUAAUGAA
Molecule: messenger RNA, 1556 nt
Organism: Drosophila kikkawai
Lineage: Eukaryota; Metazoa; Arthropoda; Insecta; Diptera; Drosophilidae
Source: RefSeq, a predicted model, not a curated record